Messenger RNA from Drosophila serrata, 3077 nucleotides. RefSeq lists its product as uncharacterized. NCBI's taxonomy places the organism in Eukaryota, Metazoa, Arthropoda, Insecta, Diptera, Drosophilidae. The record is from RefSeq and is a predicted model, not a curated record.
CAAUUAGGCACCUAUAAUUCUUUUCUACAAUACUCACUUUAAAUUUCAGUAAAUCCUAAAAUAUACAAAAUCCAUAUAAAUAUUAUUUAUUUAGUUCGGAGCCUAAGUCCAGACUGCCGGAAGCUUAAGUCGAGGAUGUCGUUCACCCAACAUGGUCUCCACCGUUUGGCCGCUACGUCGAGCUGCGGUUCCCGGUUCUCCAGAGGCCAAGGGAGCAACACGUAGGGUGUGUCGGCGAGUAAAGAGCACAGCUCCUUUGGAGGGACUCAGCUGCGACCACUGGCGAUUCUGUGAGAAGGUUCCACGUCGCUCUGCAAUGAAGGCCGAUUGCCUCGGCAGUCCCGUGGGCCUGGUCUGCUCGAAUGCGACCAUAGCGAAUCCCAUGCGGGAGGCGGAGGCAACAGCUAUAAAUUUCGCCACCUACUUGAAAGCCUUCGCCUUGAUCUAUGUCCUGCCGGAGGUUGACUGGACUGCGGAGAAGAUCGACAUGUUGCUGCAGCAGGGUAUGGAACUAUUCCGUUGCAGUUCGGAAACGAGUCAGCCGAGCGAUGAUGAUCUGGGGAGAAACCAAUUGUUCGGGACCGGGAUUUAUACCAAAGCGGAGAUGCGCAUCAAAAGGAAUUUUAUUCUUGAAGGACACACCUUCACGAUGGCUCUGGAGUCUCGCUAUCUUGGUAUGGCGACCAGGCCGCACAUAAUCAAGAAUUUGAAGUGCGUUCUCCAGGCCUUCUUCAAGUCCAGACGCUAUUGCUUACUUCUCACCCGGGUGGGUCACCUGCUCAUAUGGCGGCGCAGAAAGGCGUUCUUUGUGCUGGACGUCAAGGGCAGACGGAGGGAUGACCUGCGGUGGGACAAGGACAAUGGCGUAGCCAUGCUAGUGUGCCUGAAGACCGUCGACAAUGUGGUUUACCUGGCCAGCCAUCUGAGUGGGAUUACGCCCACGGAUGCCUUUACCAUUCGCGAACUGGUGCUGGUGCGUCUAAGGACCCCAGAUGGGCGGAUUUUUAUGCGCGACUCCAGCUAUCGGUCUGUGGAAUUCAAGGUGGUGAGCAAGAGCUAUGCGUACCUGAAGGCCAAUCUCCACCUCUCUCUCGGCCAGGGUGGGACGGUGAAGAAUCGCAGCAGCCUAAUGGUGGCCGUGGGCUCAAUCCUGGCCAGCAAAAUCGAUCACCCGGCAAACUGGGAUACCAAUAUGCUGGAUCGUUUGAUUUGCUACGGCGUGGAGCUGUUCUCCAGCGGCUGGUCCGAUUGCUUGGAGGAGCUGCGACCCAUUAAGCUGGACACGUUUCCCACCCAAGUGAGACUGGGACAGUUCGUCGUGGAACUCGAGCUAAUGCCCGGUGUGAGAUUGGGUUAUUGGAAAUGCCUCGACAUCGUUAGCAUGGAUUUCGAGGUUAAUAUCAGGGAGGCCCUCGAGGGGUUCGGCAACGUGGUGUUCCAGAUAAACAAUCAGAUGUACGCAAUGUGGAUCAAAAAUGACUUUUACUACCUUCUCGAUCCCUAUCGGCACACCAUCGUCGGCACCCACGUGGAGGAGGACCAGUGCAAGGACGCCAAGUGGGCCACGCUUCGCAUGUUCCGCGACCGGCUGACCAUGCUCAGUGUGUUCCACCAAUUGCUCCAGCAAUCGAACGGGCAAUCGGCCUACUCUCUGCAUGCGGUGCGUAUACGUAAUAUCGCCGAGUGCCCCCAGGAUGUUGUUCCGUCUCCUUCACCCGAGGAUAUGGAUACCUGUGAUGUGGAGUCUAUAAAUGAACCCAUUUUGUUCAGCGACCAGCUAGGAGCGGUUGUGCAGGACUAUUGUCUGGCAGAGAUCAGCGACUGUGAAUGCGAAAUGGAGGAUGAUUCAGACAUAGACUGUGAAAUUGACCUUCAGGAAUUUCAAAUUUUGGGGGAGCGACAGUGUGCAGGAGCAGCAGAGAAUGAGAUACUGGGAACCCCCCUACGUUCUUGCACCUGCCUAUCCCAGAAAGCCCCUAUCCCCACGCAGGAAGUUUCCAAAUCCAGAACCAAGAGUCUAAAAAUCAAAAAGAAAAGCAAUAAAACUCAUAAAAUUGAGAAUCAGAGGCUUGAUAAGAAACUAAAAGAAAUAUUUAAGGAAAUGAAACAAUCGGUGGUCUCAGUUGAAGAGUCAAAGCACAGAUCUCAUAGUCGAGCGGCUAAAAAACCUGUGGAAUUAACCAGAAAACCAAAUACAAUAUAUGAAACUGAUUCGAAGAGGCAAAAAGGUGGCGCCAAGGCGUUAGCAAAAUCGGCUGCCACUUCCAAAGGAAGAUCCGAUUUCGCCAAGGAAUCUAAGGACAACUGGUGUUUAAAGGAUACAACUAUUAUACGAUUAGGCACCAAAGUGACAGCCUCAAAUUUGAUCUCGCAAAGGGAUGCCUGCAUCGGGGUUUCAAUGCCUAGUGAAGGAUACUCAUUUCCGGAGGACAAAUCCAUAACCAAGCCAAAAACUAUAUCCCCGCAGACAAGCAUUGGAGACAUCCUUACGCAAUACAUUGAAAAAUCCAAUCCGAAAACUGUUCCAUCAGAAACUGGCCGCCAAGCAGAUCAAGCUCCUCUCCAGAAAUCAAAUUCAGAGCUCCGCAAAGCAGGCCGGUGCAAUCCCUUGAAAAGUAGGGACUCCCUGACUCGGUAUCCGGGCUACAAUCGGGAGCCACAGCUCCUGGCCGUCGCUGGGUCCGAGAGUGGAACCGUGGAGAGCCUGAAUCGGCUGCUGGGCUCCGCUUUUAAGGUGGCCAACAGGGUGCUCACGAUGACGCCGUGGGGCAACUACGUAGUCUUCAAGCACUCUCCCGACUCCGAUCACGGAUCAGAGUCCACGUGGUUCUUUUUGUUCGAUGGCUGUACCUGCAACAUCGAUCGCUUCCGGCAUCUGGACCUCUCGAUCGGCACAGCCGGCUUACUUGCAUUUCGAAAGCUGUCGGAGGUGGUAUGCCACAUGAUCGAUUCCAGACGGAAAAAGGCAGUUAAUAUCCGGCAAAGCCGAUCGAGUGGGAAUGCCUGUGGCAAACAUUAAGUGCUUCAUUUUGUACGUCAAUAUUUAAGUAAUACAAAUUUUAAUAGUGUACCCUCAA